Aspergillus welwitschiae is the source of this 2631-nucleotide messenger RNA. RefSeq names its product fungal specific transcription factor domain-containing protein. Bases 1 to 2631 code for a protein of 876 amino acids. The record is from RefSeq and is a predicted model, not a curated record. The transcript is spliced from 7 exons. Lineage: Eukaryota; Fungi; Ascomycota; Eurotiomycetes; Eurotiales; Aspergillaceae.
AUGCCCUGUGUUUCUGCAGCAUACGGGGAGUCACGGCGCCCUCCAUAUUCCUCUGAUGACAGAUACAGACAUGCUACCGCUCAUCCAUUCAGCGUCCCUCAGGCUGCAUUAUUCCCCAACGAAUACUCUGUCUUGCCAGUCCCAGAGCUGUCGCAGCUUUCAGAAGAUGACCUGUGUGGCCGAGAAGGGAGACUGAUUGACAUGAUUCAUAACCCCGCAGGAGCUCCACCACCGUUUUCAAUCUCUACUCCUAUGAGUGACACUUUACAAGAGCCCACGCCUCAUUUUGCGCCUCCCGGUUAUCGGCUGCAGGUGCCAUUUUCAGACCGGGAUUCGAACAGCAACAUAAAAUCUCCACCCUGUUAUCACCACCGCACCGAAGUUCCCGUACAUUAUCCCACACUCACUCCUGAGCAGCAAGUUCCGGCGUUGCACAAUUCCGAUAUUCGCGAGAACAAGACCUCUGGAAUAUGUCGCCCCAAAGCCCACCGGGCGCAAGAGAAACGACCCACGUGUGAGCGUUGCAAAGAUCAAAAUCUGAGAUGUGACUACGCAGGAGACAGUGUUCGCAAUAUUUUGGAAAGGAAGGAUAAGGCGACCCAGCUUCUCUUGGACCGGAUAAUUGAUAUGGAAGACGGUCUGAAUGAAAAGCUUGAACGACUCUCGGCAAUUCAGAUAGAAACCUCGGCUCAACUUAGUCGGAUGUCAGAAUGUUCUCUGUUGAAGCCCAGGGUCGUGAAGUGCAAAGAAAUAGAGAAGAAAUCGCGUGCCCAAGUUCUAGAUGAUCGUUCAAUACCUGUUGAUCAUACCAUGGCAAACAACAAACUGCUCUCGUGGCCGUCUAUCAAGGGCCUUAUUGGUCCGAGAGAGUACGAUGAAGAUCACAUUAUGGAGCUGGAAGAGGAAAGGGGAAUUACCUUCAUCGUCCAAGCCCGUUCCCAAAAAAACGAUGCGUGCGCUAUCCGAACUGGCCACAAUCUGAAAGCAUUCGAUCUUGGUAUAGAUGAACACGGAUUAUUCAGCACAGACGCUAAGACCGUACGUCGCUAUUAUCAGAGUUACAUGAAUCACAUGCAUAAGCUUCAUCCAUUUCUCAGUCCAACCGAAAUGAGCGCUAAAAUCGAAUCGUUUAUUCGCAAGUACUGUCCAUUCGGGGCGUCCAUCCCGGGAAAGACGUUGAACAGCCAUGGUACCAACAACUUGCCACGCGGGGUGAAAAGGAAGAGUUCAUGGAAGGAGAUAUACGGUGCAGGACCUGUCAGAGACUACCUUCCUGGAGUAGAAUCCAGAGGAUUCAGCAGACGGCAUGUCGAGAAGUCGCUGGAGAAUGCCAUUAUCCUCUCUAUUCUUGCACUCGGCAGUAUCUGUGAAGUCCAGGUAGCUAUCCCUGGUCUAAAUACCGACACACCCGCGGAUCCCCAAAAGGAGAGAAUUUUUGAACCCUCCACACGCAGUACUCUAACAUUAGAAGAGACAGAGUUGGUCUUUCAGUUACGGAAAGACUUCUCUUCGCAGGCAUAUAACUAUUAUUCAUCGGCAGCUGUAAAGGACCAGAACAAUACUCCCGACAGGUCGAUGUCCCGGGACUGUCAUCAUUUAAAGAGCGCGGAUGUCAUGCCCGGUUUGGCAUACUAUAUAUACGCGGCACAGAUUCUGGGGAGUUUUCAAGGCGCGAACAGGCUGCAUUAUGUACAAGCAGCCUUACUAGCAGGGCUUUAUGUGGGACAGUUAGCACUUCCUUUCCAGAGUCAUGGAUGGAUCUAUCAGGCGGCCAGGGCAUGCCAGGUGCUUGUUCGAUCGAAACGGUAUGAACAGAUUAGCGAUGGUCCAUUGAAAGACAUGUACGACUUUGCGUACUGGACCUGCCUGCAGCUGGAAAGCGAUAUCCUUGCCGAUUUAAAUCUUCCGGCUAGCGGUAUAUCUCAUUCCGAAGGACGCAUUGGCUUGCCGAAGGGUCGGGCUCUAUGUUUGUCUCAGGACGGUUUUUCUUCGAACAGCAUGGGAAUGUUCAUCUAUUCCGCCCGAAUUUAUCUUACAAAGGUUCUGAACCGUCUUGAUAGUCACUUAUACACCUUUGAAGCCGGGAAACAGGAACAGUUGUCUGCCUACAAAAUAGGGAUCCUGAGCAUGAACCUCGAACAGUGGAGAAAAGAUUUACCAGAAUCCAUGACAUGGAAGGACACAGACCCUCCAUCUCCGGACAUCAAUGUGGCCCAGAUGAGAGCCAAAUAUUACAGCGCGCGAUAUUUAAUUCAUCGGCCCCUCCUUUACUAUGCCCUGCAUCAUUCCAGCCUUGGCCCGUGUGGUCGCUCAAUACCAGUCCCGUCCCUUACAGGAUAUACAACAUCUGGAGAGGGAUCGCUACCGUCUCCUUCGGUAGCGCACGGGCGAGGAGUUAAUGAUAUGUCCCAAUUACCAAGUGAUGUCAAUGCCCCGGAUGGAACUGUAACAAGUCCAGACCCCCAUCUAGCAGAAGGACCGUGGACACGUCUUCAAUAUUGUGACCUCAGUCCGGAGGUACGAAGAGCGUGCAAAUUGUGCAUAGAGUCUGCAAUCCUGAGCACUCAGGCUUUUGAUGCCAUUGAAGGCCGCCCGGUGGUGACCAACAUCUUCGGAUUAGCCCAUGCGUGA